AUGGCACUAGUGCCAUUCAACGAUAGAUCUAACGCCUCUCCUCCUGAGAGCUCCUCGAUCACAGACAGCCGGAACGGAGGGCUUGUGGUGUGGGAAGCCUCCCCCGACGAUACGGACGACCUCGCGUUCGUGCAGGCUCUUGAACUCGCUGAGGCCUCGGCCAAGCGACGCCGCACAGGAGAAUCUGGCGGUCACAAUCAGUGGAUCGGUCGACAGACAGCUGUCGCCAGUGCAGGGAACACCCUUGGCGGUGGUGAAGAUCAAGGUGGUGGCUGGAGCGGAGGCGGAGCGAGUGGUAUGAGGAAUGCUGGUGUGAACGGUGUUCUUGAGCCUGGUGAUUACAUGGUCAUGCAAGGGAAACCGUAUAUCAAGAAGUCGGGCUGGCGCAAAAUUGCCUUCUUUUUCAACGUGUCAUUUGAAAUCCGAGACAAGACCAUCGAGAGGGACGAGCGUGGUAACGUUACAAGAUCGGAGUUCCUUGUUCGAGCCAGCAUGCCUUCCGGCAGAUUUUCUGAUGCAUGGGGCUCAUGUGACCGAGGAGAGAAGAGGUUCAGUAAACCGAACCAUGAUAUUCCAGGCACUGCUGAGACUCGAGCUAAGAGCCGUGCAUGCCAGGACCUUUUGGGGAUUGGGGAGUACAAGCAGCAUCACUCGUGA
Molecule: messenger RNA, 657 nt
Organism: Closterium sp. NIES-65
Lineage: Eukaryota; Viridiplantae; Streptophyta; Zygnematophyceae; Desmidiales; Closteriaceae
Source: the annotation of a GenBank genome assembly